Paraphaeosphaeria sporulosa is the source of this 1330-nucleotide messenger RNA. RefSeq lists its product as uncharacterized. NCBI's taxonomy places the organism in Eukaryota, Fungi, Ascomycota, Dothideomycetes, Pleosporales, Didymosphaeriaceae. The coding region runs from base 249 to 1208 and encodes 319 amino acids. The transcript has a single exon. The record is from RefSeq and is a predicted model, not a curated record.
AAUUGGAAGACAGCGGCAAAGAGUCGCGCAUGCAGUCGAUGAGGAUAGGAUAGGCUGAGACAGCCCGCGCUCUAUCGACUUGGCCAGCCUGCAGCAAGGCUGGGGCUGAGCAGGCUGCUGCUAGCUGGAGGUGAGCGCCUCGCGAGGCCUCAGGCGGAAACACGACCCUGGGAACAAAAACGUAUCAUCCUCAUGAUUAAUCUAACGUGCAGACUUGACCUGUACAAAAAUAUUUCUCACGAUUAGACAUGCCUCCGUUCUCGAAAGAAGCCGAGCUCGUGCACGACUACGACCCCGCAGCCAAAAGACCAACAACCGCGACUUUACCAGACUACCCACUGGUCAAGCUGAACGACCCCUCUCAAAUAAGAAAGUUCCUUGAGCAGGAACUGUGGUGUAGAGAUCUCGAGGCGAUGGCACCGCGUCUCUGGAUGAUGACGACCUUCUCUGGCGCCAACAUCAACCCAUUGCACCGCCAGCGGGUCAAGGGUCGUGAGAUCGUUGUCACGGAAGAACCACGACUACAUCUAGUUUGGAUCCACAACCGCAUCUUCGUAAAGCCACUGCCACGCUAUCUGCUGUCGCAGGCAUUCUGGAAAACGUUCCUGGAAGAAGGCUCGGACCGAGCGGACUAUAGCCAGAGCGAUCUGUGCAAGGCGGCGACUGGGUUCCUGCGGACGUACCGCUACUUGAUCCAGCACGAGUCUGACUUCUGCAUCGCCCAACAAGCCGGCCUCCGCCUCGUGCCCAAGGGCAUAGACUGGCUGUCGUUCUGCCGAUUGAUCUCAGAACUCAGCCAUGUCGACGAUGCAGCCGUUUCGCAGCGCUACUGCUACGGCGAACUGAGGCUGACACGACUCAACUUCUACGCGCCGCUGCUCCUUCGCAAGUUCCACUUCGAACAGGUGCACGGACAGUACGGAGACUUCUUUGGACGGCUGUAUGGGCCUUUGCUCUUCGUGUUCGCUAUAGUGUCGACGAUUCUAAAUUCGAUGCAGGUUGCACUUGCAGCUGACCAGCUAGAAGCCUCUCAUUGGGAGGCAGUGUGGCACGUGUCUCGAUACUUCAGCAUGGUCAGUCUUGUGGGAGUGGCGAUCAUCUCUUUGUGGUUCAUACUCCUCUGGCUGUGGAUAUUCUUAGACGAAUGGAUCUACACGGCAGGACAAAAGCUAGCGAAGAAACGAGAAGCCCAAAGUACGCCAUGUUAAAGAGGCAUACAAGUUCAUGUGAUUACAUUGGAGACAUAACCAGUUUCGUCUAGAGUUAAUUUUUGUCUGAAUUCGAGGGUCUGACUGAUACAUGCUAUCUCUACCCUGGUCUGGAUUGGCAA